Molecule: messenger RNA, 504 nt
Organism: Aspergillus japonicus CBS 114.51
Lineage: Eukaryota; Fungi; Ascomycota; Eurotiomycetes; Eurotiales; Aspergillaceae
Exons: 1
Coding region: 1-504 (167 amino acids)
Source: RefSeq, a predicted model, not a curated record
AUGCCUCCACCACGUUACCACCUCAGCCUCGCCUACUACGUGCACUAUUUGCCCGAGCAGCUCCGCCCAUUCCAGGUGCCGGUAGUGCGCCCUCGGAUGACGCAUCUCCGGUGCGGGCUGUGCAACAGCGUGGAGCUGGGGGACACGGAGAAGCCGCUGCACCAGUGCUCGAACUGCUACAGCUGCUUUCAUCUGGACUGUGUCGCGCAGCUGAGAGUUAAUGAGCUGACCGAGCGAGACACCCGGCUGGUCUACGGCUGCGCGAGCUGUGGCACGCCGUGGUUGACUCCGCAGCACUCUGCCGAGGAACGGGGACAGCCCACGAGCCCGGGGCAAAUAGAGAAUAGAGUGGACUCUCAGAUCCUCUACCAAUACCAGCGGAACGAGCAGGGCGAUUAUGUGUGUACUGUCCGCAAGUCGGAUGGUAAGCCAUGCGGGGUGACUGCGGCGUUCUGGGAUGCAUUUGCGGCUCACCAUGCGUGCCAGCAUGAGUCCUGGCGGUGA